Molecule: messenger RNA, 570 nt
Organism: Lodderomyces orthopsilosis Co 90-125
Lineage: Eukaryota; Fungi; Ascomycota; Pichiomycetes; Serinales; Debaryomycetaceae
Exons: 1
Coding region: 1-570 (189 amino acids)
Biological process (GO): tRNA threonylcarbamoyladenosine modification; telomere maintenance via recombination
Cellular component (GO): cytosol; EKC/KEOPS complex; nucleus
Source: RefSeq, a predicted model, not a curated record
AUGUCAUAUUCGCAGGUAGUUUCAUUCCCACAAUUCCCACAACACAAGGCACUCAUAACUCUAUUCAAAAAUGUGCUACCAGAAACCAUUUCCACAAUUAAACAACAACUAAUUCAAGCCAAUCCUAAAUACGACUACUGUUUCUUAAACACCAAGUACAUAAUCUCACUAGAACAAUUAGAAAACUCAAUCCAUAAAUCAAUACUCAACAAACACAACAAUUCAAUGCAAGCAAAUACAUUGAACACGGAGAUUUUGUUGAAUUUAUCACCAGUCAAUGUCAUUUCUGAUGCUAUAAAACGGUUUGGUAUACUGGAUGAUUGUUCAAAUACGAUAGUGGUUAAAGUUAUACUGCCUGAUGAUGAUACUGAACAAAUCCAGAAGGACCUUGCCAAUUUAGUUGAUGGAGAAAAUGUUGCAAUUACUGAUGAGAUAUUGUUAGAGUUAGUUGAUGUGUCCAAGUUUAAGAAAGUUUACAAGUUGAAUGAUGCUGUCAUUGCUCCUGAUGUAAAUCUUCAAUGGCAAUUGACCAGGUUGGCUAUUGGAGCAUGUCUUCUAAGAGGUUAUUAG